AUGGCUUCUCCCCUAUCCGACUCCGACCGUGACUGGCAAAAACCGUCUCCAUCAGUUUCAAAUCAAAGACGCAUACAAAAUCGUCCGAACCGCCCUAUAAACCAAGCAAUACAUCAACAACGACAAUCUCAACAACUUACUCAGAAUGUUUCGCAAUCGAAAACUAUGCCUACAUCAAAUACUGCAACAUUAGUACUCAUACCAACAAAUAGCACAUUUAAUCAAAAAGUUAUUAAUCUUGCGGACAAGGCUCGAGUCCGUAUAGGGCGACAGACUAAUCCAAAAACUGUGCCAACUCAGUAUAAUGGCUACUUUGAUAGCAAGGUUCUAUCAAGAGUCCAUGCGGAAAUAUGGAAUGACGGUGGAAGGCUAUUGAUUAAGGAUUUGAAAUCAAGUAACGGAACCUUUUUGAAUGACCAAAGACUUAGUCCAGAAGGCACUGAAAGUGAACCCACGGAGUUGCAACCCGGUGAUAAACUUGAAUUUGGCAUCGAUAUCGUCGGGGAUGACAACAGAACUGUGAUUCAUCAGAAAGUCUCGACAGAAGUCAAAAUUAUAUCAAGUUCCUCUAAGCGAAUGCUAACUGCCGAUGUAUCACGCCCUCAAGUCAGGAGGAACAGGCCUGACAUUGGUGGUGUGCGUCAAAGGUUGCAAAAUGAACUUACCGCGGCUUUAAAUACAAACGAUAAAAUCAUGUUUGCAAAAUCUGAAGUUAAAGAGAUUAGUAAACAAUUGUGGGAGAAGAAACGCGAGACUUUAUUUGAGCUGUCAAGAUAUGCAAGACAAAAGGAAAUAGCAGCAGCAAACAAUGGCAACAUCGAGUCACAGAAGCAUGCUGAAAACGUACGGGCGGAAGAGUCUCUUGUCACGAAAGAGGCAAAAGAAGAGCAGGCAAGAUCUGAUGACGCGAAGCAAAAUUCUGCAGAUAAGAGCGUAACAGAAGAAACUGCAAUGGCUGAGAACGUGAAUUCAUCAGUCGAACAAAAAGGCUCGCAAGAACUUGCUAGGUCGGAUUCGGUCGACACUGAUUUGGAGAACGCCCAUGCUAAAGAUACCGUUUUGAACAAACCGGCAAUAGUCAAUAAGGAGACAUACGUUUCGGAAGCAUCUCACAAGGACAAAUCGAUUGAUAUGCGUUAUCACUUGGAACAGCUUCGGGAAGUAUGCGAAAAACUUCGUGAAGAACUCAAGGCCGAGCGAGAAGUCUCUGAAGCUCUUCGUCAUGAAUUAUCUGAUAGCAAAUCAUUAAUGGCCUCACUGACCGAACGAUUUCGAAUUGAGCGGGAGAGCAUGCUGCAGCAAAUUGAAUCUUUAAAGAAAAAUGACGUCAGAUUCAAAGACCAGCAAGCAGCACAUGCUACGGUAACAUCCCCAUCGGCCGAAAAUUUGAAAGAAAUAAUAGAACACAAAAUCAAAGAAGCUCUGCAACUCGAAAGGGAGAAAAUAGAGGAGGAAAUCAGUGAACGAGAACGCCAACAAUAUCAAACAAAAUUGGAUAAUGAGAUAGAGCAAGAAAAGUUGCGAUUGGCCGAGGCAUCCCAUUCAGUGAUAGAGACGCGGGUGGCUGAACAGAUGAAUGCAUUCAAAGAAGAAUGGGCGGUGAGAGUACGAAAUCGCAAGAAUCAUAGGAAAGAUCCAUCAAAUCCUGUCAAGACCUCCGAGUCGACUGACGAGUUUAUCGAUGAUGAGAUGAUAGAGGCAACGCUAGUUGCUUCUGCGAAUGCAGUCAAAUCGCCCAUUCAUCAAGAAAAGUCAACGGGGAAUGCUGAUAACUCGACACUAUUAAAAGUCACCUUCGGGAUCGCCGUGCUUGGGCUUUGUGUAUUGUUGGUGCGUCGUUGA
Molecule: messenger RNA, 1842 nt
Organism: Paraglomus occultum
Lineage: Eukaryota; Fungi; Glomeromycota; Glomeromycetes; Paraglomerales; Paraglomeraceae
Source: the annotation of a GenBank genome assembly